GCGAAACACUAUAGUAACGACAUCUACAUUGUCGUACUACGGUGUUUCCAUCGUCUCUAUGAUAUUCUCUAUUAAACCUAUUAUUUAUAAAAAUUAAAAUAACAAAGGUGACAAUGGCGAGUAAAAAAUUCAACAAAAUAAUUAAAGUAUCCCAAUUAUUUCGUUCAUCGCUAACUACAUUACCAGAUACAUUUGAUAAGACUGAAGUAGUUUCUAAGGGUUAUGUGAAUAUGGUCAGUAAUGGUAUAAUUAAACCAGUUAAUAAAGGGAUGCACGUGUUAUUACCAUUAGGAUAUCGAAUAUUGAAUAAACUUUCAACAAUUAUAGAUAAAGAAAUGACGAAGAUUGGUGCUCAAAGAAUAUUGUUACCUGCAUUAACGUCAACUAAAUUAUUUCAAAAAACUAAUAGAUAUGAUUCAGAUAAAAGUGAAUUGUUUACACUUAAGGACAGAUACAAUAAAGAAUUCGUUCUUGGUCCAACUUUUGAAGAAGCUAUAUGCAAUCUGAUCAAAAAUGUGGGACCAUUGACUCCAAAAAUGUUACCUCUCAAAUUAUAUCAAAUUUCUAGCAAAUGGAGAGAUGAGAUGAGACCACGUUUAGGUUUGUUAAGAAGUAGAGAAUUUAUUAUGAAAGAUUUGUAUACGUUCAAUCUUAAUAUGGAUGAUGCCAAAGAUACGUAUAAUAUUGUAUGCGAGGCUUAUAAUAAUAUAUUUAAUCAAAUUGGAAUAGAAUAUAUCAAAGCGGAAGGUGAUACUGGAACCAUUGGUGGUUGUUUAUCCCACGAAUAUCAUUAUUUGUCUAACAGCGGGGAAGAUAUUGUUCUAUCGUGUCAAUCUUGCAAUUAUCGUGUGAAUAAAAAUAUAUCUACGCAAUCUGAAUGUCCACACUGCAACACAGAAUUACAAGCACAUAAUGCAAUUGAGGUUGGACAUACUUUCCUCUUAGAUACAAAGUAUUCAAAACCAUUUAACGCAGUAUAUAGAGAUCAAAAUAUAGAAGAACCUCUUGUAAUGGGAUGUUUUGGAAUUGGUUUAAGUCGUAUUAUGGCUGCAUCAGCUGAAAUUUUGUCAACUAAGGAAGAAAUCAAAUGGCCUAAGUGUAUAGCACCUUUUACAGUUUGUAUUAUUCCACCGAAGCAAGGAAGCAAAGAGGAAUCUGCAGCGUCUUAUAUUGAACCAAUAUACGAUAUUUUAUGUAAAUUAGGUAUAGAUGCAAUUCUUGAUGACAGAACUAAUUUAACAAUAGGUAAACGUUUAUUAUAUGUACGAACCACUGGAUAUCCUUAUGCUAUAAUCCUUGGUAAAACUGUAAUAUCAAAAUCAGUGUUUGAACUAUAUGACGUUUAUAAUGAUAAAUAUCAUGAAGUUACUUUAGAAAGUAUGACUGAUUACUUCAUGAACAGCGAUGUUAAGGAAUCCGAAAAUAUUUUAUUACAAGAAAAUAGACUGUAGUAUCUUGAUAAAAAUGUUGUUUUCUUUUGUACAUAUAA
Messenger RNA from Polistes dominula (European paper wasp), 1489 nucleotides. It is a transcript of the gene ProRS-m, whose product is annotated as prolyl-tRNA synthetase 2-like protein, mitochondrial. The record is from RefSeq and is a predicted model, not a curated record. Gene Ontology annotation, molecular function: ATP binding; proline-tRNA ligase activity. Lineage: Eukaryota; Metazoa; Arthropoda; Insecta; Hymenoptera; Vespidae. Gene Ontology annotation, biological process: prolyl-tRNA aminoacylation. Gene Ontology annotation, cellular component: cytoplasm; mitochondrion.